AUGGUUCAACUUUUACCUGCCCAGGAAGCAGCCAGGAUUUAUCACACCAACUAUGUGAGAAAUGCUCGUGCUAUUGGUGUCUUGUGGGCUGUGUUUACUAUAUGCUACUCCAUCAUCAUGAUGGAAAUCUUUAUACAGCCUUACUGGAUUGGUGACAGUAUUAACACCCCUCAAGCAGGUUAUUUUGGAUUGUUCAGCUACUGUAUUGGAAAUGCCCUGACAUCAGAACUUAUCUGCAAGGGCAGCGCACUUGACUUUGCAAGCAUCCCCUCGGGGGCCUUCAAGACAGCCAUGUUUUUUGUUGGUAUCUCCAUGUUCCUGAUCUUAGGCUCCAUGCUCUGCUUCAGUCUAUUUUUUUUCUGCAACUCUGCCACCGUAUACAAGGUCUGUGCGUGGAUGCAGCUGGCUGCAGCAGGUGGCCUGAUGAUCGGGUGCCUAAUUUACCCUGAUGGCUGGGAUUCUGUUGAGGUCAAGCGCAUGUGUGGAGAUAAGACAGAUAAAUACUCUAUUGGGUAUUGCACUAUUCGCUGGGCCUACAUCCUUGCUAUCAUAGCCAUAAUGGAUGCCCUUAUUCUUUCUUUUCUUGCAUUUGUGCUGGGGAACCGGCAAGAUAGUCUUCUGCCUGAGGACUUUAAAAUACAGAACAAAGAGAACAGUAGACAUCCAGGGAUACAAUUAGAGUAG
Bombina bombina (fire-bellied toad) is the source of this 684-nucleotide messenger RNA. RefSeq names its product LHFPL tetraspan subfamily member 5 (gene LHFPL5). The transcript is spliced from 3 exons. Gene Ontology annotation, biological process: detection of mechanical stimulus involved in sensory perception; sensory perception of sound. The record is from RefSeq and is a predicted model, not a curated record. Gene Ontology annotation, cellular component: plasma membrane. Lineage: Eukaryota; Metazoa; Chordata; Amphibia; Anura; Bombinatoridae. The coding region runs from base 1 to 684 and encodes 227 amino acids.